Messenger RNA from Triticum dicoccoides, 579 nucleotides. RefSeq lists its product as uncharacterized. NCBI's taxonomy places the organism in Eukaryota, Viridiplantae, Streptophyta, Magnoliopsida, Poales, Poaceae. The coding region runs from base 46 to 351 and encodes 101 amino acids. The record is from RefSeq and is a predicted model, not a curated record. The transcript has 3 exons.
UUCCGAUCAGCAGAGCAGCCGAGCAAAGUAAAGAAACCAAGAGAGAUGGCGUCCAAGGCAUUCCCAGCUCUGGUCCUUCUGGCGCUCGUCUGCAGCCAGCUCGUGGUCGGCGGCCAUGCCCAGCCCUACAUCGGCGGCACCAGGGGAGGAGGAGGAUCUGCCGCCGGACUGCGGCCACCGACUUCCAUUACUACCCAUGCCCACUCCUCCACCACUGUUUGGGUUGGGGCCAUACCAGGAGGAUACGACGGGACUGGAAGGCCUUCAGCCGUGGAAGAAGACAAGGCUUUCAUGAUCAACAGCCUGCUGGCGCACGACCGCCUGCUUCCUGUCUCGCCGUCCGGUCACUAGACCAUGAAGUGCAGCCGAGCUUGGGACCAACGACCGAGUAGCCAGCACUAAGAAUAAAUUUGUGUGAAGUUGUCAUGUUUGAUUGGUGACUCUGUUUCUCUCUUGCAUCAUCAGGGGUAUAAAAAGCAGAGUACACUGAACUAGUACCAAUAAUGUACUGUUGAGAAAGUUGGGACUUGAUAGUGCUAUAUAUAUAUCAAGGAACAUAUAUAAUUUGUCGCAAAAUUU